Molecule: messenger RNA, 1844 nt
Organism: Phlebotomus argentipes
Lineage: Eukaryota; Metazoa; Arthropoda; Insecta; Diptera; Psychodidae
Exons: 2
Coding region: 63-1844 (593 amino acids)
Cellular component (GO): nucleus
Molecular function (GO): zinc ion binding
Source: RefSeq, a predicted model, not a curated record
ACGUCAGAAAAGGUAAACAAAAAGAAGUGUUUUUUCCACUUACCGAAAAGUCGCAAUUUUCCAUGAAAAUGGAUCUUAAGGAUGUGCGAGGCAAUAUGAGAGGCCUUAAGAAGUGUCCGUCUUGCUUCAAAUAUAAUGGCCUUCGCGCGAAAGGGUGCAGAAAUCGAGAUUGUGCCCUCAAUUUGAAGAACAAAACACAGAGUUCCACGAUGCUGGAUGCCGUGGCGCUCCUGGGACAAGGAGACUCUCGUCUGUUCAGCGUAAAGACACGAGAGAAGUGUUCUGAAAGUGUGGACACUCGUAGCUUCGUGAAGAUCACGGAUAAAGUAGUGGAAUCUGAUGCGACAGCAUCCAUCAUCCACAGGAAUGCAAUUUGCUUCGUGGACACUUGCAAGUACGACUCCAAGGAUCACGAUGUGACGUGCAAACACGUGAAGGAGGCCAGCGAAACGGCCGUGGAGGCGAUUGGGCUGAGCAUUAAGAGGGAGACUUUCUACUCUAUCACUGUAAUUUCUGACGCUGAGAAGCAUUCGCAGUGGCAAGAAGUUGUCGCCUGCGCAGCCUCUCCAGCUGUUCAGAGGAUCAACAAGAAGAUCUUCGUGGUGAGAUGUGAAGGCACAGCGACGGGAUAUGUGCACUGUGAGCUAUCGAGGGAUGACGCGGGUGCUCCAAUGUACUCGUGCAGCUGCAAAGUCAUAAAGAUUCUCCUCGAUCUCAACACGAUUGUCAUGGAGAAGGAAGUUUGCCGGCACAUGAUGCUGCUGUCGGCUGCCCUCAACAGUGAUUCUCGCCUACAGAAUCUGUACAAGCAACACCUGGACUUGUGGAAGCACAUCUACUCAACCUUCGAUCGCGCAAUCUAUCAAAUUCCCAGUGCUUCCAUGGACACGGACAUCGCGGAUCUGAGCACAGAGAUUGAGUUCAUCUCUGACCCCACGAGAGAUGAGUUCUGCACGGGUGACAGUGGAGGGAACUGGCAAAACUCCCUGGACAACUUUGUGAUCAACAAUAUGGAGCUACAAGACUGUCAGAUCGAAUUGAUGGAUGAUUUCCAACUGACUGACCAACUCGAUCUCUGCGCUGAUGAUUUGAUUGAUCCUCUGAACGCGCCCACUUCCACUGGCCUUCUGGACACCAUUGUGCCUCCCAAUGAUCAGAUCCACUUCCAGACAAUUGAGCUGAGAAUGAAGAAUCCCGAACCUAGUCAAGUGAGAGAGUCACAAGCAAAGAGGCGCAUGCGGAAGAUCUUCCAGAGAGCCAAGCUCACGUACGAUGUUCAGGAGAUGGAUCGCCAUGUGGCCUUCGAACAGUGGCUGGCUUCCGUUGUGGAGCGAAUAAAUUUCUCUCCAGACUAUAACGAUGUGUCUCACCUAGUGAGGCUGACGUUCAGCGCGCACAGCAACUUCUUCAAUUGCCUGCACAUGAGAUUCUCAAAGGAUGCCUCAAAGAGAAAACUCCCCAACAAGUGCGAAGUGAUCAACAGCGGCCCUCAUGCUGGCUUGGUGACCAAUGUCUUUCACUUCUCCAGCAAAUCCGAGAUCGUGAGGAUAUUCUCCAAUGAAACUGUGAAGUUCGAGAUCGAGAGAUACUUCAAGCUGUCGUCCAAUAAGUAUGUGCCAAUGAGUGAGCAGGACUUGCGUCAGCAUCUUGAGGUCAAUCACAAUGGAAAUGAUGGAAAGUGGUGUCCCGUGAAGCCGACAGAGUACAAGACGUUCAUCAGGAUGAGCAGCAGUCACUGCUUCACAAUCAAGUGGACCGCCGACACUCUGCCGCGCAGCAAUCAUGGCGAGAUGGUGAUCGAAUUCGCGGUGGGGCGCAUGAAGAAUGGCCAGCAAAUCCCUUGA